GGCGGAAAAGGAAGUCGCUACCCUGAGAAUGGCUGGAUCAGGUUCGGGGUUGUUGGAUCAAGUGCCAGACAGCAAUGAGCUUCGAGUACAGAGCUCUCUGGAUAUCCAGGGGCAUCUUGUCCUCAGUAACCUGGCAGAGGUGGUGGAGAGAGUGCUCAGCUUCCUGCCCGUCAAAUCCCUUCUAAGAGCAGCAUGUGUCUGUCGACUAUGGAGGGACUGCGCCCGACGCAAGCUAAAGGCAAGGCAAAGAAUAACGUGGAUGUCAUGUUCUCAAUUUUUCGAUCAAGCACUGCCUGUAGCUCACUCACUGGUCAAGGUGGUUAAAGAUCACCUAGAGGAACUAUACGUACUACCAGAGACCUUGUUUUAUGUCACUGACUACCACACAAUAAAUUGGCACAGUGGACUGAAGAGAGCCAGGAAGAAAACCGGACUGGACGUUUCAAGUGCGUUGGAGGCUUAUUUACCCGACGAGUGCCAGAUACUAGGCCUUGCUACCCCGGGGGUUGUAGUUACUCCAAUGGGAUCUCUUACAAGCUGCCCUCUAGAAGUGGAGCAUGGUGAAGCUGGCUUUGCACUUGUCUUUCCAAAAAUGAACGGUGUAAAAAUCGAGAAAUUCCAGUUUUCUAAGGACCCCAAAAGUAGAAUGUUUGAUGAAAGUCAGCUCCAUGAAGCUGGCCUUAAAAACAAUCCUGAUCUGAGAGUGGUCCUGAUCUUUGCGUACAACACAUGGAGACAAGGAGACACUCGCUUUGUUCAGCAAGUGGUAAACACACUAAAUGAGAAAAGCAUCAUCAUUGCUGGAGGGCAAGUUGAGCACCUGGCCACGUAUGGUCCGCAGAUGAAGUCUCCGGGAGCCUCCUACAUUGGCGUUGUUGGAUUGACUUUCAGUGGACCGCAGAUACAGGCAGCUUCGGUGGUACUAGAUGACGACGUUGAGAACAAAAAGAGUGCAGACUCUGUCAUCCAGCGUCUCAAAGCUGCUAACAUCCCAGAAGACAACAGCGUGGGGUUCAUGUUUGCUUGCGUUGCACGAGGCGUACAGUACUAUGGGGAGAAUAAUGUGGAGGCAAACUUGUUCCGCAAACACUUUCCUAAUGUGCCUUUAUUUGGGUUUUUUGGGAAUGGAGAGAUUGGUUGCGACCGAGUAGUUAGUGGAAAAUUUACUCUAAGGGAAUGUAAUUGUGAGAAGGAUGAUCUCUUGCAUGGAUACACCACUGUGAUCACUAUCAUUCAUUUUGGCAAGUAGUGCUAAGUCCAUAAAACAUGUAGUGUGUGAAAAAGUUAAGUGACCAUCCUGGUAUAUCGCUGAUAUUCCUCAUAGAUGUUUGGGGUUCAAUAUGUAACCAUGGCUUUACUCAAGUCUUGUUAGCUAUUCUAGAUCCUGCUGCUUCAAAUUCAAAAUCAGUUCCAUGAGCAUUCCUAUUAAAUGCAGCUUUGUUUAAUGUCUUGCCUUUAAUGCUUUAAGCCAAUUAUCGCGUAAUAUGAAAUAAAUGUGUGGUUCAGACAUGAAAAUCACCUCAUGAACAGUUAUGCAUAUUUCAUGUUCAUAAGCAGCAGGGAGAUAACUCUUUUAGUACAGGUGUUAAAUACAGUUGGUUGUCGGGUACCAUGUCUCAAUGGUGCACAUCACGUUCAUUCCGUUUCCAAAGCUUAAUAGUGAAUUCUCUUUGAGUAUUCUAAAAAUAAAUAUCCAUACAAAUGUGAAAACCACUUAAAUGGAAAUGGUGCUCUCUAGACAUUUAAAUAUACAAAACUUUUUGUUAUCAAAAAAAACUUUUUAAUAAUUUGACACCUUAUAAGCUCAUCCAAAAGUCCAAGGAGUGCCAUAUCAUUUAGUGCUUAUCUGCUUUCCACAUUUUCUGUAGACGUAUGUUUAAAUCUUGUUUGCAGGAUCCGAUCAGCUAGGUAAACAGUUGCGCUGUCACUGACUUCAACUGAUUGCAAAAACAUCACAACCACGCUUCCUACACGCAGUAGGGUUUGUCUAUUUAGCAACAGCCUCUGAAUGCUUUAAUGAUUGAGAUUACAUAUGGAGACAGUUUGUUUUUAAUGUUGAUCUGCGCUACUUUGCCCAAUAAGCAGCACUUGUCUCUGCUCCUUGUUCUGCCAUCUAGUUUUUUUUAUUGUGAAAGCAAACAAAACUGCUCAGUUAGGACUUUCACACUUCAAAUGGUUAAAUCCAAUCUAAAAGGAGGUGCACAUGACUUAAAAUAAUGAUAGAACCUUGUCUGCAUAUGAUAGGGUUUAACGUUUUUUUGUUUGUACAUAAUGCUUUAUAUUUUAGAAUAUGUUAUGUUUUACUGUCUUUAGAGUUCCCUAAUGCUGCUGUUUCAAAAUGAAUGUAAUCAGGACUUUUCCAUUAAAGGGUUAUUACAUCA
Spea bombifrons (plains spadefoot toad) is the source of this 2381-nucleotide messenger RNA. It is a transcript of the gene FBXO22, whose product is annotated as F-box protein 22. The transcript is spliced from 7 exons. Gene Ontology annotation, molecular function: protein binding. The record is from RefSeq and is a predicted model, not a curated record. Gene Ontology annotation, biological process: positive regulation of proteasomal ubiquitin-dependent protein catabolic process; regulation of skeletal muscle fiber development; protein polyubiquitination. The coding region runs from base 29 to 1249 and encodes 406 amino acids. NCBI's taxonomy places the organism in Eukaryota, Metazoa, Chordata, Amphibia, Anura, Pelobatidae.